Molecule: messenger RNA, 783 nt
Organism: Mya arenaria
Lineage: Eukaryota; Metazoa; Mollusca; Bivalvia; Myida; Myidae
Product: interferon-induced protein 44-like
Exons: 4
Coding region: 1-783 (260 amino acids)
Source: RefSeq, a predicted model, not a curated record
AUGCGGCCCGCUUGGAAACUGAAGGUUUAUAACUUCCGGCUCCUGCUAAUUGGUCCCGUGGGUUCUGGGAAGUCAAGUUUCUGUAACACCGUGACUUCCGUCUUUCGAGACAGGAUCACACAAAGGGCAAUUUGCGGCAAAGCGGCGCACAGCAUUACGUCCGUGUACCACCCAUAUACAAUCAAAAUAAGUUCUGAUGACUGUCUUAACUUCCGCCUGUGUGACACACGUGGACUCGAGGAGGAGCUGGGCAUCGACCUGAUACAGUGCAACCAUCUGCUAGAUGGAAAUCUGCCAGAGUUCUUUCAAUUUAGUGCUGACUCUGGAAUUGACACAAAGGAUUCGUUAUUUGUCCAGGAGCCAACCCUGGCCGACAAGAUCCACUGUGUAGCUUUUGUUCUUGAUGGUGCUACACUUGAUGAACUUCCGCAGCAUAUUCCCCAAGCAGUAUUACUUACGAAAGUUGAUCUCAUCGAUGGUAUAGUGGUCAGUUCUAUUAACACAGUGUUAGAAAGUAUCGACGUCGGGGAAACGGUCCGGGAAGCCGCCGAACUGCUGGGAAUUCCGGAAUACAACAUUCAUCCAAUCAAGAACUACAAUACAGAGGUAGAACUGGAUGAAGGUGUCAACAUCCUCGCCCUACAAGCGCUGCAACAGAUGAUGAACUACGCGGAGGAUUUUAUGGAGAAUAUUCAACAGAGGGAAGGAAAGUCGCUACAGAAUUGUGAGGAAAAGUACAUGUCUGAGUCGGAUGUGAUUGAAGAAGAAGCUGGAACGCUUUAA